This is a messenger RNA of Amoebophrya sp. A25, 3762 nucleotides long. Lineage: Eukaryota; Dinophyceae; Syndiniales; Amoebophryaceae. The record is from the annotation of a GenBank genome assembly.
AUGCAAGCUCGUCCAGUGUACUCUUACAUAAGUGCUCACUAUCAAUCCAAUGAUUUUUUGACUGAGAGAGACUUCAAUCCUGAAUCUGAUGCAGUACGUCUUUCCUUGCUUAAGCUUAAGACCAGUAUCGAGCAUCCUUGCGAAGUCUUCAACUUUAUUGUUACAACCCCCAGCUCAAAUGGACUUCAUUCACAUGCUGAACGCGGCCUGUACGGACGUAUUCGAUCCGCUUCAUCUUUUACUGGUCUCGGAAGGAGAUACCGAGGUACUAUCGUGAUUCUUUCUGCUCGUGUCUAUUUGUCACGUUUUUCAGUGAUGUGAGUGAGUAAGUAAGUUGUACUAGUAAUGCACUUCCUAAGGUAAGUAUCUAACUACAGUCAGGCUUUGCGUGACUUUUACCUGCAAAAACUUCGUCUCCUCCAGGAUCACGCCCGCCUCUCGCACCUGCAGCCCCCGGAGUACCGCACCUAUCUCAUCUUUAAGGGCCUUUCAAAAAAAUCCAUGGAUGCUCAUAAGUGUCUCUUUUUAUUGGUUUGCUUAUGGGACUUCAUUAGAUGAAGCAUCAAUCAAACUCAUAUGGAGGCGUGAGCUGGAUGGAUUGCAGUUUAUGCUAUCUCUAAUACUGUGUGUUCGCCAGUCGAUCGAGCAGUUCUGGGACUGCAGACGCAAGGACUUCCUCAAUGUAUUGUCUCAGUAUUGAAGUUGAAUCUGAAGAGUUCUCCUCGCAUCUAAGUAGGAGGCUUAUUUUGGAAAAGCCUCACUACUUGGCAUUCCAGAUUUCUUUUCUCUCUUGAACCCAAUUCCCACCCGCAUAGGCUUUGGCGGAGCGUGACGUCAUUGACAGCUCGGCGAUCGAUGUUGUUCUGGAGGCCAAUUUUGAUCCCGUUAUUGCGAAGUCGAUCUUCAAGGCGCCAACGUUGGGCAAGGGAGCAGCAGGUGAAAAAGCAAACGAACAAAAUGAAAAACGUGCCGCCCCAGAAGAAGACGACGACGCACUUUUUAUUUUGUUUUCUCAUAGACUUUUGAACCGUAGCAGUAGCAGGAGUUGACUGCAGAUUAUGCGUGUUGUUAUUGUCAUGUUAGGAAAUCGAGUGCAGCUACCUUCGUCAGACUUUCCUUUCAACGCUUUUUAUCAGAUCAUCUUGCACGAAUACGACUGGGCAUUCGAUGAAACCCUUCACCCUUAUGAUGGAAAAGCAGUAGCGUUAUUCUUAUUGUCACUUGCUUGAGUAAGUAGAAGCAUCUACUUACGCUUGACCUUGAGCACUUACAAGCACCUCUCCCCUCCUUUUAUCCUCUAACACUCUUUCCCGCCUGGAGAUCACUAUCAAACCGGCAAGAAAAUCUCUCCGCCGAACUUCAAGAUCGUGACGAUGACCGAGCUCGAGCGCAGUACUAGCCUUUUAGUUUUUCUCAUCGUACUUUCUUAACUCUGAGUUGAUUUCGUCUAUUGUAAAGCACUCUCUCACGCCAUGACUCCCAUGCAUUUUUAUACUCUCCCAAAAAUUACAUACAGCUGUCAAGGGCAUCCAGGCUGGCCGUCCAGUUUUCUGGUAUGGCGAUUAUUCGAAAAUUGGCGCACAGGGAGAGCGAGACUCAUGCGAACCUCGCAUGCCGCUUCUAACGCAGAAAGCCACGCGCCACUUCGCCGACGGGGUGAGGAUCAUGAAUCAGACCUCGAGCAACCCCUUGCACUUCAUCACCAUGGGCAACAUCGAGCACAACGAAGACGUGGUCAAACAGGUCAACAAGAUCAGCGCGACCAAGCGCCGGGGAACCAUGAUCGCUUCCGACGAGUUAUGCUCAUGUUCUAAAUAAGUCUUUUUGUCCUUUCUGGAGCUGCAUGAUGCUUGUAGAUCGUUUGACAGUAGGCAUGGUCUUUUUUAGUCAGAUGACCUUUGCCCGGAGACGUCUUGCCAUCUUACUCUCUAAUGUGCAGCUACAAGGGAGGAGUGCACCAGACGCAUCCGAAUGCGGUCUUGUUCGAGCCGUUCUUUAUGGCUGGUUUUCGAGGAGUGAGUGUGAAAGUGUGGGUGUAAGUACUUACUGCUGUUUUUAUAUGGGGCUAGAAACGAGGUCGUUAUCAUGCACUUACGUGUUCAAAUAUUGGCUACAGACAACACGGCGCUUUUCUAACAUAAGCACCAGUUUGAACGACCUUCCGAAAACUCUGCGCUACGACUUGGCAGACCAUCGCUUCAAGCUGCUCCAGCGCCAUCCGCUGGAUUUGAAGGCUGUACUACUUAUUUUGCAGGCAAAGGCAACUAGCUUUCCUCAUUCUUGAAUUUUCACGGUAUACUCUUGAAGGCUAGCAUUUGUAUUGUUCUCAAUCGUUGCCCCUCUGAAAUUCAAGCAUGUCGAUGUCUUUUUUUACUUUCUUUUCCAUUCUCAUCUUCGUUUCACUAUACUCACCCCACUAUGGCUACUCAGGUCGAGGACAAUGGAUGUCCGAAGGAUGAAAAAGAUUUCCCGAUCAAGUACAUUCCGAACUUCACCCACAACGGGGAGCCGGUCGAGGAGUACACUUAUGGGCGUGUAAGUAAGUAAAUACUUGUUCGUCGCUUUUCUCCCUCGGUGUUGCUUCCUCGUUUCUGUUCUAUAAGCGACCAUCGUCGACGACGUGACUACGCCUUUUGCUACCCAUCGCCGUCUUCUAAUUCUUUCUUUGGUUCACUCGUCACCGCGGAUGGGAACUGUUCAAACAGCUGAAGACAGCGGUCUUGGCAUCGACCAAGCAGGUGGCGCCGGUGGUCGUAGACUUCUGCUUUUUAUGGCCUCAAGGGCAGUAGACUCAAAUUAAGUAAUUCCUUUGUAUCCGGCUACUUUAAGCCUAGUAACAUUCUCAAACGCAAACGAAAGCACUAGCUUUGGCUUCUUAUUCAUUGCGCACUCCUCUAACAUGGGAUGAGGUGAUGGCCACAUUUUGUAUCUACAUGCGAUGGGAUUAUAUCUGCGUUGCGCAAACGAAGGCGCACGAACUGGUGAAGAAGUCCAAUGUUAUGGACAUUGAGUAACCUUUUUAACUAGUGACUCGCACUCGUUUUAGUUUGAUACGUUCCUCCUCUCAUCAUCAGCCGAGUACUUGCUCGAGGCACAGCUUGAAGUAGGGCCAGCGUUUGUUAUAAGUAGAUUGUUUGAUUGAUAUUCUCCACAGAAGCUGCUGCUGCUCCUCUUUCAUGAAGAUGAAGCACGUCUGGUGGUGGGGAAAAACUUACCAUUUAAGGCUGCGGUCUCUUUCUGACUGAGACACAAAAGUUGAGAACGCCGAGGUCGAUGGUUAGCAUGGAAUUCAUGUAGCCCAUGCGCAUCCCUUAGGGUUCUCAUCUUUGCGAAGUGAUUCUCAGUUAGUUUCGACCUUCAUUAUUCGUACCGUUGGAACGCGUAUCCGAACCGCAUGUGUGGCAGGCCGAGUACGUGAAAUACAGCAAGGAUAACAUCCAUCCCUUCGGCGUGCGUAUCGUGCAUGACUUCAUGUUAUGGCAGCGCUUUACUAUACUAGAUUUUUCACCACUCAAAAAACUGAAUCCCUCGUCUCACUCUCUAAUCCGAACCUACAACUGGAAGCGCAACACGCCGGGUGACAAGCCAAGCCGCUGCAAGAACGCGGCUACAGCCAUCACAGCCAAGCGCCGACGCAUGGUCGAGCAUGAAGCGGAAGAUGCAACGGGUGCACUCAGCGAGGAGCUGGACAAGAUGCGAGCCCAAUCCGCAACUGACUCGGACGCGGCCUCGCACAUCGACGCGGCUGCAGGUGCGCAGUAA